GCCGAGCCGGCCUUGGAAAGGAGGAGAAAGGGGUUGCGGGGGACAGUGGGAGCCAGAGUCCAGAGUGCCUGGGACUAAGCACAGCCAGCCGGACCCCCGGCGGGGCGGCCGGGAGAGACCCCCAGGACUUGUCCAUGGCUGCUGCCUCACGCCAGAGGGAAUGCUGACUGCUCUCUAGGUGGACAUUGGUGCUUCUGAGCUAACCCAGGAAGAUUGGCGGGCCCAGUCCCAGCCCAUCCCAGGGCUGUCGGAAGCUGCAGGCUGAUCUCAGGCCAGAUUUCCACCCAGCCUCCACCCCACCAGGGACUGGCUUUCCUGCCUGUGGUGGCAGCUCCCAGAGCACCUUGAGGGACUAUAUCUCUGCCUGACAAGGAGGCCAUUGCCUGAGACAUCAGACUUGUUCCCCCAGGACCAGGAGUCCUCCAAAGCUUUGAGGCAUGGCGAACUGACAUUUGACUGGGCCGGUCCCUUGCUUCUUCCUGGACUCUGAAGCCCAGAGCCUGGCCCAGUAGUCAGAAUGGGUCGUGAACAGGACCUUAUCCUUGCUGUCAAGAAUGGAGACGUGACAUGUGUGCAGAAACUUGUGGCUAAAGUGAAGGCUGCAAAAACAAAGCUCCUCGGCUCCACGAAGAGACUCAACAUCAACUACCAGGAUGCUGACGGAUUCUCUGCUCUCCACCAUGCUGCCUUGGGGGGCAGCCUGGAGCUCAUAGCCUUACUGCUGGAGGCUCAAGCCACAGUGGACAUCAAGGACAGCAAUGGCAUGCGUCCCCUACACUAUGCGGCCUGGCAGGGCCGGCUGGAGCCUGUGAGACUGCUGCUACGGGCUUCUGCGGCAGUCAAUGCUGCCUCGCUGGAUGGUCAGAUCCCUCUGCACCUGGCCGCGCAGUAUGGGCAUUAUGAGGUGUCAGAGAUGCUUCUUCAGCACCAGUCUAAUCCAUGUCUAGUCAACAAGUUGAAGAAGACACCCCUAGACCUAGCCUGCGAAUUUGGGCGGCUCAAGGUGGCCCAGCUGCUUCUGAACAGCCACUUAUGUGUAGCACUGCUGGAGGGAGAGGCAAAGGACCCAUGUGACCCCAACUACACCACACCCCUGCACUUGGCUGCCAAGAAUGGCCACAGAGAAGUCAUCAGGCAGCUCUUGAAGGCUGGUAUUGAGAUCAACCGCCAGACCAAGACAGGCACGGCACUCCACGAGGCGGCGCUGUACGGCAAAACUGAGGUGGUGCGCCUGCUACUGGAGGGAGGCGUGGACGUGAAUAUCCGGAACACAUAUAACCAGACGGCGCUGGACAUAGUGAAUCAGUUCACCACCUCCCAGGCCAGUCGGGAAAUCAAGCAGCUGCUUCGGGAGGCUUCAGGGAUCUUGAAGGUUCGAGCGCUUAAGGAUUUCUGGAACCUUCAUGACCCCACCGCUCUCAAUGUCCGGGCAGGAGAUGUCAUCACGGUGCUUGAACAGCACCCUGAUGGCCGCUGGAAAGGCCAUAUCCAUGAGAGCCAAAGGGGCACAGACCGUGUUGGCUACUUCCCCCCGGGCAUUGUCGAGGUGGUCAGCAAGCGGGUGGGCAUACCUGUGGCCCGCCUCCCUUCUGCACCCCCCCUGCUGCGGCCAAGUUUCUCCCGGAUAUCACAGCCCUCGGCUGAUGAUGCCCUGCCAUCUCUCACCUAUGGCCAGCUCCCUCGGGUGGGCCUCAGCCCAGACAGCCCAGCAGGUGACAGGAAUAGCGUGGGCAGUGAGGGUAGCGUGGGCAGCAUCCGCAGUGCUGGCAGCGGGCAGAGCUCUGAAGGUACCAACGGCCAUGGCCCCGGCCUCCUGAUUGAAAAUGCUCAGCCACUGCCCUCUGCCAGUGAGGACCAGGUACUGCCAGGCCUGCAUGCCCCGUCCCCAGCAGACAACCUGAGCCACCGCCCUCUGGCCAGUUACCGCUCUGGGGAGAUCUUCACCCAGGAUGUGAGACCCGAACAGCUGCUGGAAGGGAAGGAUGCACAGGCCAUUCAUAACUGGUUAAGUGAAUUCCAGCUAGAGGGCUACACCGCCCACUUCCUGCAGGCGGGCUAUGAUGUGCCAACCAUCAGUCGGAUGACACCUGAGGAUCUGACGGCCAUUGGGGUGACCAAGCCUGGACACAGGAAGAAGAUCGCUUCAGAGAUUGCCCAGCUCAGCAUUGCUGAGUGGCUGCCCAACUAUAUCCCGGUGGACUUGCUAGAGUGGCUGUGUGCACUGGGGCUGCCUCAGUACCACAAGCAGCUGGUGAGCAGCGGCUAUGACUCCAUGGGACUGGUGGCCGAUCUCACCUGGGAGGAGCUGCAGGAGAUAGGCGUGAACAAGCUGGGACAUCAGAAGAAGCUUAUGCUUGGUGUGAAGAGGCUAGCAGAACUUCGGCGGGGCCUGCUGCAUGGUGAAGCCCUAGGUGAAGGCGGACGGCGGAUGACCAGGGGCCCAGAGCUGAUGGCCAUCGAAGGCCUGGAGAAUGGAGAAGGCCCUGCUAUGGCAGGCCCUCGCCUCCUCACCUUUCAGGGCAGUGAGCUGAGCCCAGAGCUACAGGCAGCUAUGGCAGGGGGUGGCCCAGAACCACUCCCCCUACCCCCUGCCCGUUCUCCUAGCCAGGAGAGCAUUGGCGCACGCUCACGGGGCUCUGGUCACUCACAAGAACAGCCUGUUCCCCAGCCCAAUGUUGGUGAGCCCAGUGCCCCACAGGAGAGGAACCUUCCGGAGGGCACAGAGCGCCCCUCUAAGCUUUGCUCUCCACUCCCUGGCCAAGGACCUGCCCCUUAUGUCUUCAUGUGUCCACAGAGCUUACCCUCCAGCCCAGCCCCAGCCCCACCUCCUGGUGUUCCUCGGGCCUUCUCCUACUUGGCUGGCUCUCCUGCCGCUCCUCCAGAUCCACCUCGGCCGAAACGCCGGUCUCACAGCCUGAGCCGCCCUGGUCCUGCUGAGGGGGAAGCUGAAGGGGAGGCUGAAGGGCCAGUGGGCAGUGCCCUGGGCAGUUAUGCCACUCUUACUCGGAGACCGGGACGCAGCACCCUUGCCCGGACUAGUCCUAGCUUCACCCCAACUCGAGGGACUCCCCGAAGCCAGUCCUUUGCCCUCCGUGCCCGUCGUAAAGGUCCACCACCCCCACCCCCCAAGCGCCUCAGUUCUGUCUCUGGCUCCACUGAGCCACCUUCACUAGACGGAACCUCGGGGCCCAAGGAAGGGGCCACAGGUCCCCGAAGGAGAACACUGAGUGAACCAACUGGCCCCUCAGAGUCCCCUGGUCCUUCUGCACCAACUGGCCCUGUGUCGGACACAGAAGAAGAGGAACCUGGCCCUGAGGGAACAUCCCCAUCUCGAGGCAGCUCAGGGGAAGGGCUGCCAUUUGCAGAGGAGGGGAACCUGACUAUCAAGCAGCGGCCGAAGCCAGCUGGGCCCCCUUCCCGUGAGACAUCUGUGCCCCCUGGCCUUGACUUCAACCUCACAGAGUCAGAUACUGUCAAACGCAGGCCCAAAUGCAAGGAGAGAGAGCCACUACAGACUGCACUAUUGGCCUUUGGGGUAGUGGGCAGUGAUACCCCUAGCCCUUCUGCUCCCCUGUCCUCCCAGGCCCCGUGUGAGUCUCCCUCAGCUUCCUCUAACCCUCCACGGCCUGAACCCAGCAGUCUUCCAUCUCAAGGAACUCCAGCCCCUUCUGUCAGCCCCAUAACUCAGCCCCCUGGGCACCCAGGGCCCAGUGCUGGACCCGCUCUGGAAAAUUCAACAGGUUGUAAGCCGAACGUGGAGCCAGAGCCUCCCGCUCCCCCUGCUGCCCUCCUCAAAGUACCUGGAGCAGGAACAGCUCCCAAGCCUGUGUCUGUGGCCUGCACUCAGCUGGCAUUUUCUGGCCCAAAGCUGGCUCCCCGGCUCGGCUCCCGCCCAGUACCCCCUCCAAGGCCUGAGAAUACUGGGCCUGUGUGUCCAGGUCAGGCCCAACAGAGACUGGAGCAGACGAGCUCAUCCUUGGAAGCCGCACUGAGGGCAGCUGAGAAGAGCAUUGGCACCGAGGAACGAGACGGCCCCACAGGGACGUCUACUAAGCAUAUUCUGGACGACAUCAGCACCAUGUUUGACGCCCUGGCUGACCAGCUGGAUGCCAUGCUGGACUGAGCAACCCUUGGCCUGUGACUCCCCCACCUGCCAGCGCUCACUGCCUGUGGCCCAGCAUGGAAGACGUCCCUGCCACGCAAGGAACGGGCAGAGGCUUGGUUGGGCUGGAGGGUCUAUCCUUCUGCAGCAAAGGCCUUCUAUGGCUCUGAGCAGUGGCUGGCAGUCCCAAAGAAGCUGAGAGGACUUGUCAGAACCUGACUGAGGGGAGCUGUGUGGGAGCAAAGCCUUCCCGUGCACAGCUGACUGCACAGCUACGGCCCCUGAGCGGGGACCCUCAUAGGAGCAUUCUCCUCUAGGAGGAGGUGGUGACAGAUUAUGCACCUCCUUGCCUUGUCUAAAGUCCCUGUGGUCUGGGAGUUUGCCUGGCCACCCACUGAGUUGCCCUAGGGCUCUGUGAGGCUGUGUGCUUGGCCAGUCCCCUCCGUGCAAGUGUACAUAGGAGAUGUAAAUACACAGCUGGGGUGUGCCUUUCUGCCAUGGCUUUAUCAUCUGCUCCUGUCUGGCCAUCCCACACUGGGAGGCAGUGCUGGCCAGGAUCAGAGGCAGUGCGAGUAACAGAUCCCCAGUGUCCAGACUCUUACAACUGUACAUAAUAUUUUUCAAGCAGAGAGAAAUGCAUAUAUUUUAAAUGGAA
Molecule: messenger RNA, 4757 nt
Organism: Arvicanthis niloticus (Nile rat)
Lineage: Eukaryota; Metazoa; Chordata; Mammalia; Rodentia; Muridae
Gene: Caskin2
Product: CASK interacting protein 2
Molecular function (GO): protein binding
Source: RefSeq, a predicted model, not a curated record